Messenger RNA from Sturnus vulgaris (Common starling), 1371 nucleotides. It is a transcript of the gene DCAF10, whose product is annotated as DDB1 and CUL4 associated factor 10. Lineage: Eukaryota; Metazoa; Chordata; Aves; Passeriformes; Sturnidae. Gene Ontology annotation, molecular function: protein binding. The record is from RefSeq and is a predicted model, not a curated record. Gene Ontology annotation, cellular component: Cul4-RING E3 ubiquitin ligase complex.
GGACACGUUCGGCGCCAUGACCGGGCUGUACGGCGCCAUCCAGCCCGCGGACUCCGUGUCCCUCAGCACCCGCACGCACGGCGCCGUCUUCAACCUCGAGUACUCGCCCGACGGGUCAGUGCUGACGGUCGCCUGUGAACAGACUGAAGUCCUGCUCUUUGACCCAAUAUCUUCAAAGCACAUCAAGACUCUCUCUGAAGCUCAUGAGGACUGUGUAAAUAACAUCAGGUUCCUGGACAACCGGCUGUUUGCCACCUGCUCCGACGACACCACCAUCGCUCUCUGGGACCUGAGGAAGCUCAACACCAAAGUGUGCACCCUGCACGGCCACACCAGCUGGGUCAAGAACAUCGAGUACGACACCAACACCAGGCUGCUGGUGACCUCGGGCUUUGAUGGCAACGUCAUCAUCUGGGACACCAACAGGUGCACAGAGGAUGGAUGUCCCCACAAGAAGUUUUUCCACACCCGUUUUCUGAUGCGGAUGAGGCUGACACCAGACUGUUCCAAAAUGCUGAUCUCCACCUCCUCUGGUUACCUUCUGAUUUUGCACGACCUUGAUCUAAACAAGUCUUUGGAGGUUGGCAGCUACCCGAUUUUAAGAGCCCGGAGGACCACAUCGAGCUCAGACAUAUCGUCGUCAGGCUCCUCUGGCCCUCGAGCUGUGGGCUCGCCCUGUCACCAGAACAACUCAGGGCCGCUCUCUGAGAAAACCCUGUCACGGCCCUCGCAGCGAGAAGGGGGAUCACCCAGAAAUAGCCUGGAGGUGUUAACACCAGAGGUUCCUGGAGAAAGAGAUCGUGGGAACUGCAUCACGUCACUGCAGCUGCACCCCAAGGGCUGGGCCACACUGCUGCGGUGCUCCAGCAACACAGAUGACCAGGAGUGGACUUGUGUCUAUGAAUUCCAGGAAGGAGCCCCGGUGCGCCCCGUGUCCCCGCGCUGCUCCCUGCGCCUGACUCACUGCAUCGAGGAGGCCAACGUGGGCCGGGGCUACAUCAAGGAGCUGUGCUUCAGCCCCGACGGCCGCAUGAUCUCCUCGCCGCACGGCUUCGGCAUCCGCCUGCUGGGCUUCGACGCGCACUGCAGCGAGCUGGUGGACUGCCUGCCGCGGGAGGCCAGCCCCCUGCGCGAGAUCCGCUCGCUCUACUCCCACAACGACGUGGUGCUCACCACCAAGUUCUCGCCCACGCACUGUCAGAUCGCCUCGGGGUGCCUUAGCGGACGCGUCUCGCUCUACCAGCCAAAGUUCUAGCGGCAGCAGCGGCGCCUGCUCCUGGGUUUGGCUGCAGCUCGGGGCAGGUGUGCUCCCUCCGAAAUCUCCGAGCUCAGAGGAGGUCACCGUGACCUGGGGACGUGGAGGUGGAAGGA